AAAACCCGGAAGUAAUCGCACACCGGUCUGGGGGAUCUGGCGUGACAUUCACCCAACCCGUGGGUCGACAUCUAGACGGGGUGUUGUGUAAAUAUUAAAAACGCAAGGACACGGUGUGGAAAGGUAACUGGAAGAUGAGAGUCCUCAAAGCUAGCCUUGCACUGGCGAGUCGUCAUCUUUCACCAAAAAGGAGUACCUCUCUGAAAAAGGUUCUCAUAAUCAACUGUCGGUCAUCCUCAUCUGGUGUGUUUUGCAAUGAGAAAAUAAGAAAUAUUGGGAUAUCCGCGCACAUUGAUUCUGGAAAGACCACGCUUACAGAACGCGUCCUCUAUUACACUGGCAGAAUAGCAGAGAUUCACGAGGUCAAAGGAAAAGAUGGUGUUGGUGCCACCAUGGAUUCAAUGGAACUGGAGAGACAGAGAGGCAUCACAAUUCAGUCAGCUGCUACAUACACCGUGUGGAAAGGUCACAACAUCAACAUAAUUGACACGCCAGGUCAUGUUGACUUCACCAUUGAGGUGGAGCGAGCUCUGCGAGUGCUGGAUGGAGCUGUGUUGGUUCUGUGUGCUGUUGGAGGAGUGCAGUGUCAGACCAUGACAGUCAACAGACAGAUGAAACGCUACAAUGUCCCAUUCCUCACAUUUAUUAACAAACUUGACCGAAUGGGUGCCAAUCCAUAUCGGGCCCUACAACAGAUGAGGACUAAGCUUAAUCACAAUGCUGCUUUUAUAAAUAUCCCCAUUGGUCUCGAGGGAAACAUGAAAGGUAUCAUAGACCUUAUUGAGGAGCGAAGCAUAUAUUUUGACGGACCAUUUGGUCAGGUUAUUCGUUAUGAUGAAAUUCCUGCUGAUUUUCGUGUUGAGGCUGAGGAGCGCAGACAGGAACUUGUGGAGUGUGUGGCCAACGCUGAUGAAAUCUUGGGAGAAAUGUUUCUUGAAGAACAGACGCCAACCAACAAUGACUUAAAGGCAGCUAUACGCAGGGCCACAGUACAACGCCUUUUCUCCCCAGUGCUGGUGGGAACAGCACUAAAGAACAAAGGCGUACAACCUCUGUUAGAUGCCGUGUUAGCUUAUCUGCCCAAUCCAACUGAAGUCGAAAACUAUGCAAUACUCAAUCAUGAAGAUUCAAGUGAAAAAUCUAAAGUUAAAAUGGACCCUGCAAGAGAUUCUGCUAAUGCCUUUGUGGGUCUGGCUUUUAAACUUGAGGCUGGACGAUUUGGCCAGCUAACUUAUGUACGUGUGUACCAAGGCUGUCUGAAGAAGGCAGAAUACAUCUACAACACACGCACCAGCAAAAGAGUCAGAGUGCAGCGGUUAGUGCGACUACAUGCUGACCAGAUGGAGGAUGUUGAUGAGGUCUACGCUGGUGAUAUUUGUGCUCUUUUUGGGAUUGACUGUGCAAGUGGAGACACUUUCACAUCAAAGACCAGUGCCAAUCUUUCAAUGGAAUCAAUUCAUAUCCCAGAGCCUGUUAUCUCUAUGUCAAUGAAACCAGUCAACAAGAAUGACCUGGAUAAAUUUUCCAAAGGCAUCAACCGUUUCACCAGAGAAGAUCCUACAUUUCGAGUGCAUUUCGAUACAGAGAGUAAAGAGACUAUUAUUUCAGGCAUGGGGGAGCUGCAUUUAGAAAUCUACUCACAGAGAAUGGAACGGGAAUACAAUUGUCCGUGUGUGAUGGGAAAACCUAAAGUUGCAUUCCGAGAGACAAUCACCGGCCCUGUGACAUUUGACUUCACCCAUAAAAAGCAGAGUGGCGGCUCAGGCCAGUAUGGUAAAGUUAUUGGGGUCCUUGAACCUUUGGAGUCUGAGCAUUUCACCAAGUUGGAGUUUGAGGAUGAGACAGUUGGAACAAAUGUGCCAAAGCAGUUUGUUCCUGCUGUGGAGAAGGGUUUCAGAGACUCGUGUGAAAAAGGACCUCUGAGUGGACAUAAAAUCUCUGGAGUACGGUUCAUUUUGGAAGAUGGAGCCAACCACAUGGUUGAUUCCAAUGAGAUCUCCUUUAUCCGUGCUGGAGAAGGGGCUUUAAAACAAGCAAUGGAGAAGGCCAAUACGAUCAUCCUGGAGCCCAUCAUGGCAGUAGAAAUAGUUGCUCCACAAGAGUUUCAGGGCGCGGUCAUCUCUGGAAUUAACCGGCGCCAUGGGGUUAUCACAGGACAGGAUGGGACCGAAGGAUACUUCACAUUGUAUGCUGAUGUUCCUUUAAAUGAUAUGUUUGGUUAUGCCACUGAGCUUCGCUCUUGCACUGAGGGUAAAGGAGAAUACACCAUGGAAUACAGUCGAUACCAGCCCUGUUUGCCAGCAACACAAGAAGAACUUAUCCAUAAAUACUUAGAGGCUACAGGUCAGCUCCCUGUGAAAAAGAACAAAUGGAAGAACUGAAAAAGAAAUCAUGGUCAAAUGGACUAUAAAUUCUAAUUUAUUGUGUUCUCAUAAUCCUGUAAGUUGUUUUUAGUUGUAGAUAAAAGAACCCUCACUGCCCCCAUAAAAAAAAGCAUAAACUACAGAAUAUUAGGCAUAUGACAGCUCCAUUCCUCACAUCCGAAUGACAGUAUACACCUUUAUAUAUAUAUAAUGGAAAACCUGAUCGUCAUAAUGGCUUUUGUACUAUGUACAACAUAUUUUUAUGACUUUAACAAAUACAUGUAAUUUUACCUCAA
This is a messenger RNA of Periophthalmus magnuspinnatus, 2659 nucleotides long. RefSeq names its product G elongation factor, mitochondrial 1 (gene gfm1). Gene Ontology annotation, biological process: mitochondrial translational elongation. The record is from RefSeq and is a predicted model, not a curated record. Bases 135 to 2381 code for a protein of 748 amino acids. The transcript is spliced from 18 exons. Gene Ontology annotation, molecular function: GTPase activity; GTP binding; translation elongation factor activity. NCBI's taxonomy places the organism in Eukaryota, Metazoa, Chordata, Actinopteri, Gobiiformes, Gobiidae. Gene Ontology annotation, cellular component: mitochondrion.